Aspergillus aculeatus ATCC 16872 is the source of this 831-nucleotide messenger RNA. RefSeq names its product 40S ribosomal protein eS8. Gene Ontology annotation, molecular function: structural constituent of ribosome. The coding region runs from base 21 to 626 and encodes 201 amino acids. Gene Ontology annotation, cellular component: ribosome; cytosolic small ribosomal subunit. The transcript has 2 exons. Gene Ontology annotation, biological process: maturation of SSU-rRNA from tricistronic rRNA transcript (SSU-rRNA, 5.8S rRNA, LSU-rRNA); translation. The record is from RefSeq and is a predicted model, not a curated record. Lineage: Eukaryota; Fungi; Ascomycota; Eurotiomycetes; Eurotiales; Aspergillaceae.
AGUCCCCACGAACAGCAAAUAUGGGUAUCUCUCGUGAUUCGCGCCACAAGCGCUCGGCCACCGGUGCCAAGCGGGCCACUUACCGCAAGAAGAGAGCCUUCGAGAAGGGUCGCCAGGCCGCCAACACCCGUAUCGGUGCUAAGAGAAUCCACCUGGUCCGCACCCGUGGUGGUAACCAGAAGUUCCGUGCUCUCCGUCUCGACUCCGGCAACUUCUCUUGGGGUUCCGAGGGUGUCUCCCGCAAGACCCGUGUCAUCGUCGUGGCCUACCACCCCUCCAACAACGAGCUGGUCCGCACCAACACCCUGACCAAGUCCGCCGUUGUCCAGAUCGAUGCCGCCCCCUUCCGUCAAUGGUACGAGGCCCACUACGGCCAGCCCCUUGGCCGCAGACGCCAGCAGAAGACCGCCGAGGUCACCGAGGAGAAGAAGAGCAACAGCGUCCAGAAGAAGCAGGCUGCUCGCUUCGCCGACCACGGCAAGGUCGAGGGCGCCGUUGAGAAGCAGUUCGAGUCCGGUCGCCUCUACGCCGUUGUCUCCUCCCGCCCCGGCCAGAGCGGUCGCGUGGACGGCUACAUCCUGGAGGGUGAGGAGUUGGCUUUCUACCAGCGUGCUAUCCGCAAGUAAGCGUCGUGUUUACUUCAUAUAAAAUUUUUCCAAUUUCAUAAAAUUUUACAAAAAAUGGAUAUCUCGCGCGCUGUGCUGGUGUGGUUGUGGUCUCUGGGAAGGAAUGAAUUAUUAUUCUUCGGAGUUAGCAAUGUAAUGAACUGGUAGCUCUGAGAAAUGGAUGAAUUAUGCAAAGUUCAGAUCUGGUGAUACUUGGGUUUUUUUU